UGGUUAUUAUAUUUACAAUACCUUUUAUAUUACACCAUGACUAUAUAAAUAAUUUGCUUUAUGUUGAACAAAAGAAUAAUUAUAUAUGUAAUCAAUGUUGCAUGACGAUUACCAAUAAGACAACAUAAUAUAUUUUAGGGUUGGUUUGUCAUAAACUUUUAGAUUUCAGCGAAGAAAGUUCAACAGCUUUUAACGUCAGCACAUUUUUUUAAAAAAGAUAAAUAUAUAUUUAUAUACAAAUAUUUAUAUAUAAAAUCUGUUUCACGGCCGAACAGCAUUUAACGUUGAAAGAAUAUCAGGACAGGACAUAUAAUUACAUAUAUAUAGAAAGAAAUCUGUUACACUGAUAUUAUAGUCAUGGCAACAGCAGUACCUCCAACAGGAUCUUCUCACCACGCAUUGAUCACUAACAAUGAAUAUCAAAUUAAAUUGGUCACACUUCUCAAUGAAUGUUGUGACCACUUACGUGAAAUUUUACAUGAUCAUGCCCGUGGCAACAUGCCAAGGGAUAAGAAACAUUUAUAUUUGUCAUUGAAAAAAUAUAAGAAACAUUUAAACCAUCUGAAAAGAGAUCAGCUGGAAAUCGUUUUUCCGCAAGAUAAGGAAACAGAUUCGGAAUUGUUUGACAUCACUAUUUUAUGUGACGUUCUAAUUAAUUGUUGUCACGGUAUACAAGCACCAAUUGGUGGAUGGAGGACCAGAACACCGCAACCAAAUGAUUUCAGUGUCGGUGCUGACAUCAUUCGAAUCAGAAAUGAGCGCAAUAAUGUUAUGCAUGGAAGAGCAAUGAGUUCAGCACAAUAUAAUCAGCUAUGGAAUGCCAUAGAAGGUAUAUUAAGAAGACUCGGAUACGACAUAACGAAAAUUAAAGAUUUGAAAUCUGGUUGCUUGAAUGACUUAGACUUAUUUAAAAUCGAAGUUAUAAAAGCAAAGAUUGAAAUUCAAUAUUUUAAUCAAAAAGACAACCAAGAAAAUAUAAAACAAAAUCAAGAUGACAUCAAAGCAAAUAAAGACAAUAUUCUGCAAAACGAAGAUGGUAUUAAACAAAAUCAAGAUGACAUCAAAGCAAAUAAAGACAAUAUUCAGCAAAACAAAGGUGGUAUUAAAGAGAAUAAAGAGAAUUAUAAUCGAUUAGCAGCCGAAGUGGAAAUAGUAAAGCAAACUAUUUCUUCAUCAUCAUGUGAUCAGAAGAGUUCUCAGUUGGAAGAAACUAUAAAAGAACAACCCAGUUAUAUACUAUUAAAAAAUUUCCGAGGAGAUUUUCUAAUACAAUUUGAAGAUGGCUGCUCCCACUGGUCUAGGAAAAGUGUACAAGUCAUCAUUACUGAAAAUUUUGCGAUAGAAUCAAAAGAACUUCAUGUCGACAACGAUUACAUUGUGGAAGAAGAAGAAGGGACACUAAUCCUGAUUAUUUACAAUCACAUUGCCAAAUCGAUUAAUGGGUUAUCAGUUACGUUAGUUGACAGUGAAAGUAAAACUCAUUUGAUUCCAAUUGAAGAUAUUGCACUGGUCCGAGCACAUAAGUGUACAACCAGCUAUUUUGAUGUUAGAACCCACAACAGUGGAAGAAUAUCUGAACAGAUAAAAUGCAUUGUAGGAGCAGAAAGAGAAGAAACAAAUAUUGAAUUUAUAUGUGGUGGUAGCCUGCAAACAAUGAAACCUAAGGAGUACGAAGCAUUUGAAAGAGAUUACAUCCAGCGUUAUUUCACCGUCAAUGGUAAAUGCAUGGAAGAACCACUCCAAAUUCCACCCCCAAUGCCAAAAGUCACACAUUCCUUAUUCGCACAAAAGAUAAAGGAUGUUAUAAUCGAAUUACAACCUCGGUUGUUUACAAUAUUUACUCAUUAUAACACGAAGGAACAUAUUCGAUUUCUAAAACUGGAUAAAGAAUUUUCUUUGAGUUUGGAAAGCACAAUUACUGAUAACAAAAGAAUUCUACUUGUGUUGCCAAAUUAUAUCGUCAACAUUAGAUACACAGAAACAACCGACGCAGUAAGACUACAAGAUGAAGUCAAAGCGGGCGAAGAAGACUUGAAGGAGCUAUCUAUCAUCACUAAAAAAUAUCUUAAAAAUGGUCACCUGACAAUGGUUAAUGUUGUAGCUGCACCACAUUUCGAAGAUAUCGAAAAUAUCCACCUUUGUGUAGACUGCAACUUACUCUCCAAAAAAACUUUGGCUGAGGAUAGAAAUAUGACGAAGUUCUUUUCAAAUAUUUUGCAAAGCUCACAAGUACAAAAUAAUGUUCAGGACAACAAGGAACGGUAUAUCAACAUAGUUGGUAAAGUCAUGUGUUUUAUGGCUACAAGAAAAGCACUAUUUUCUGUUCCUUCACUCAGUAAAAACGUCCACGAACAAAUAAGCUCGUUAAUACUUUCUCCACAGCAACUCCGUCAUUUAUACAACAACUCUUUAAAAAAAAUUAUAAUCGGUCCUCUAGGCAGUGGUAAGACAGUGCUAGCUUUAGCACAUUUGGAAAUAGCUUACGAGCGCUCUGAGAAUAGAUCGGUCAUAUACUACGUUAUUUGGGACGGCAACACAUUGCUUAAACGGGAUAUUGCCAAUCAUACUAAAAGAUUUAAUUACAAAGCCGCUGUCGAAGUUGUUGUAAAGGAUAAUGUCGAGUUAGCUAAGGAUUUGAAAAUGAAUGAAGUGCCAACACCAUACCAGUUAUUAGAGUCAUUGGUUAAGAAACAUGUUGACCAAAACCUGCAUCUAAUAAUUGAUGAAUUAAAUGGAGAGUUAUUUAACAAGGAAGAAUCAUCUUUGCUUAAACACUAUCUGGAAACUGAAGACAAAUUAAAUAACUCUUUCAUCAUUUUUUUCCCACAUUCCAUUGAGAAACAUAGAACAUUAAUUUCACACCAAAGAGUCACAAUACAUGACAAGUACAAGUAUGAAGAAACAGGAAUGACAGUUUUAAAAUUGAACAGAGCAAUGAGAACAACCCGGAUAAUCUUUCAGUUUUUAAAGGCUUUUGAAAAUGAAGUAGAACAAGACAAGGUAACAAUGAAGCUUCCCGAUCAGCAAUCAAAAGAAGGAAUGUCCACCAAACAACCACAACAGCAGCGAGAGCCACAACGGCGACAACAACAACAACAGCAGCAGCGGCAGCAGCAACCACCACCACCACCGCAACAACAAGGACAAACUACCAGUAGCAAUGUCACGCCGAUAAUAAAAGGAGAAGAAGAAAGUUUUGAAACACCGGUUGAUAUUGAUGUCGUUGCAGCUUCCAUACCAGAUGAGGAUCUUUCGGGUAAUGUUAGAAUUGACACUUCAUUAAAAUUUAAUACAGCGUAUUCAAUCGGUCAUAAUAUCGAAGGAACAAAACCGUUAUUGAUACAUCCGGCAAAAACUCCAACAACAGACAAAGAGUUUAUACCAAUGUUAGCACUUGUUUUACAAGAUGUAUGUUUACAUCAUGCCACUAACCGUUUGUUCAUAUAUAACAAAUUCCCUCAAAAGGAUAUUUUUUACAGAUUACUGAAACUGUUAAAAAUUGAUUUUCUUCGCUACGACAAGUACACUGACUGGAAAGUCUUAAAUUGUGAUGAUAUCACAGUUAAAAAUCCCUUACAGAGUCAAACUUAUAACCUGCUCACUACUAUUGAGGGAAGUCGUGGAGUUGAAGCAGCCGAAUGCAUCUGUAUAAUUGAAAGCAAUGAUUGCAAGUUAAAACAUUUGACGUUAGAAGCAAUGUCCAGAGCAACACAAAAUCUGGUCCUUGUUUCAACGUCCAACGUUUACCAAUCAGAUACAGUAAAAUCAUCAACUGGUCAUAUCAUCAGUAAACUGUUAGCUGAACAUUUGGUUGAAUACAAUGUAGAAGUCUCAAACGAUGAAGAUACAGAAAUACCGUUCACAAAGUCCAUGGAAAGUAACAAUAAAAUAGUUUUUAACAUAAAACCACAAUAUUGGAAAUUCAAAGAAAUGAUAAAAGAUUUGGAACAUGUUGGUUUUUAUGCAACGGCUGAACGCCUAAAUGCGCACGAGAUCGUUAGGAAAAACCUUUAUCCUCCUGGAAAAGUGAGCAAUAUAAUUUGCUCAUAUUUGUCAAGUACAUCAUGUAUAUUGAGAUGGCAACAGCACGCUAAUAAAUACACCGUUAGUAGACAAGAAAGUAAAAGUUUAACCUGGAAUAACUUAGCAACUGACAUUUCUUGCAAUCAAUACAUCGUUGAUGACAUGGAAAUUGGUGAAACGUGCAAGUUUUGUGUUGUUGCUAAAAAUCAUCUUGGUGUAUCUGAUGACAGCAUUGUGUCUUAUCGUCACGAACGUCCAAACGUCAUGGGUUUCCAAUUUGAAGAUAUCGAGGAUAUUAUUAGAUCUAACUAUAUCGAGAAGCUGAAAAAAUUGCUAUCCAUUUAUCCAAACAUCGUUCACAUGAGAGAUGUAGUUGGACGCACACCAUUGUUGUGGACAGUAUGUUGCACCAACAAUACAUCAAUGGUGGAAAUACUCAUCUCGCAUGGCGGUGAUGUUUGGGCGGAAGAUAGUGGGAAACAAAACAGUUAUCAUUUGGCUGCAUUUUUGGGUCGUCACUCAAUAUUAGAUAUGUUAUGUCGACAUGAUGUAACAAACAUCAACCGUGUAGAUGUUCUCAACUACACACCAUUACAUUGGGCUGCAAUGUAUGGUAACAUCUCAUGUGUUGAUGUUUUGUUACGUCAUAAAAAUAUUGAUCUGACGAUCGAAGAUAAAAAGGGAAACACAGCUUAUGAUUGUGUUGGAGGAUGGACGAAUGAACAAAACCGGGAAAUAAUAAGACGAAAAAUAAAAGAAUACGAAGACAGGACGAAGUAAAUAUUUCAAAUGAUUUUGUUUUGAAAAACAACAAUCAGUUUGUAAGAUGAGGAACGAGUCCAUUUUUUAGUUUUAUUUUAUAUUGUAAUAAAUUUAUUUGUAGUAAAACGUACUGAAACAUUUUUCUGUUCGAUUUUUAUCAAGCCUUGUUUCGUUUAUAUUUCAUUCAGGAAGCGACACAUGUCCAAGGUCACGUGUUUUUUUAACUGUCUGAAACUUGCCGCAUGGUGCAAUGUAGAGUGAAUCUUAUUUAUUACAAACAUCAACUGAUAUACUUUCUUAACCUCGUCCCCAAGUCUUGUUAGACCUUUUAUAUUUUGAAGGCCUGAACAAAGCCCUGGCCCUGGCUGGUCACGUGACGACAGAAUACCCACGUAUAGUGGGUAUUUUGAAAAUAAUUAUAGCUCUUCCAAAAUAUACACAAGCAGUCGAGAAAAAAAUAAAAGAACUGACACAAUUAUUUAGAAUGGUUAAAAUAAUAUUAAUAAGAAAAAAAUUUUAGAUAUUUUUAUAUAAAUAUUUUUAUAUAAAUAUUUUUAUAUUGUAAAAAAUAUUUUUAUUUAUUUAUAAUAAUAUUAUUUAAUGUAUAAAAGAACUGUUAUUAAAUAUUGUAUAAUAUAUUAAACAUUCACACUUG
Messenger RNA from Hydractinia symbiolongicarpus, 5440 nucleotides. RefSeq lists its product as uncharacterized. The record is from RefSeq and is a predicted model, not a curated record. Gene Ontology annotation, molecular function: palmitoyltransferase activity; protein binding. Bases 358 to 4803 code for a protein of 1481 amino acids. The transcript has 10 exons. Gene Ontology annotation, cellular component: Golgi membrane. Lineage: Eukaryota; Metazoa; Cnidaria; Hydrozoa; Anthoathecata; Hydractiniidae. Gene Ontology annotation, biological process: protein palmitoylation.